AUGACUCGCAUUGGUAGUUUAUUUACCAUGUUUACACAUUUGAUCACCAUUAAGACCGAUUUCUUCAUCGGGGUAGUCCAUAUUUUGCAAGAUCAAAAGAUCUUGAAUCAAGCCUCGAAGGCUGCAUUGAAGCUUCUGGUGGAGCUUUGUCCUUGGGGAAAAAACCGAAUCAAAUUAGUCGAAGCCGGUGCAGUUUCGGUCCUAAUAGAGCUUCUUCUUGACACAUCAGAAUUGAGAGCUUGUGAGCUUGUUCUGAUUGUGUUAAAUCAGCUAUGCAGUUGUGUAGAAGGGUUUUCAGCAACUGAUAGGGUUCUUGAGGAAAUGUUGCAAGUGGGUGUUGUUUCAAAGUUAUGUUUGGUGCUUCAAGUGGACAACAGUCUUAAGGCCAAGGAUAGAGCCAAAGAGAUCCUCAAAUUGCACUCUAGGGUUUGGAAGAACUCUUCCUGCAUUCCUCCUCCUUUGCUCUCUUCUUAUCCAACUUGUUGA
Messenger RNA from Cornus florida, 486 nucleotides. Its product is annotated as E3 ubiquitin-protein ligase PUB23-like. The record is from RefSeq and is a predicted model, not a curated record. The coding region runs from base 1 to 486 and encodes 161 amino acids. Lineage: Eukaryota; Viridiplantae; Streptophyta; Magnoliopsida; Cornales; Cornaceae. The transcript is spliced from 3 exons. Gene Ontology annotation, molecular function: ubiquitin protein ligase activity.